UGCUGUACUCACCUCCUCUCUCACCUCCUCCUCCCCUUCUCCCCCCCACCUCUCCCUCCUCUCCUCCUUCGCCUCCCUCCUUUUCAACUGGACCCAAGCCUUCGCCCACUCCCUCACUUCAAGCCAGGAUCCACCUCCCCCAGGUGGACCUUCCUUCCCCCCGCCCCCAGCAGUGGACGGGUGGGGUGACCCCAUCUCCCUGCCUACCCCACCAUCCUCCCUAGGCCCCUCCUCGGCCAAUCACGUGCCCCCACCUGUCCUCGCAGCAGCAGCAGCGCUGGCGCUGCCUCUGAUAGCUGAGUGUGGGGUGAGAGGGGGGAGACAGGCAGGGGGGGGGGAGAGGGAGGUAGAGAAAUGGCAGCUGCUCAAUCAGGUGGGCAGGGAGAGUGGAUAGAGGAGGAGAAAAUGGCAGAAUGGACAGACGGACUGAGGAGAGUUUUUCAAGAGGUAAUGCACUUGAAGAGACAGCCGCUGGUGCUGCCCUUGCCUGUGGACCAAGCGCAAGCACAAGCAGAGUCCCUCGCACUGCUGUCCGUGCCGCACCUGCCACUGCCGAACCUACCAGGCUUGGUGCUGGAUGAAGAUACGUUGCUGCUGCUGCACCAGCAGCACCAGCAGCAGUACCAGCAGUACCAGGAGCGCCUGGGGCAAAACCAGCAGCAGCAGCAGCAUCUACCGCCGGGCUCGGUUCUUUUUCCCGUUGGUGAGAAUUUUGCUGCCACAGGCGCGGCCAACAGAGACCCUUUUGGUGCUUAUACCGAAGCUGACUACACAGGAACAGGCGCCUUCACCACCACAGCAGCAGCAGCAGCAGCAGCAGCAGGCACACCUGGAUUCCACGGCCCUCCCCCAGUGUUCCUGGGAGCUGUUUCCCUCUCUCUGGCCUCCAUGGUGCAUGCGUCUCUCUGCUGCGAUGUCGCCCUGCCCCUUGGGGCGAUCAGGGACGUGCUGAGCCCCCUGCUGGGCGCUCUCAAAGGGGAGAAGGGGAGUGGCUCUGCUGCUACUGCUGCUGCUGCUGCUGCUGCGACAGCAGUGGGCGAAAGUGUAGGUGUUUCCGAUAGUUGCAGAGGCGGCAGUGCAGGCUUAGGUGCAUCAGCGCUUCUUCCCAGCAGCGUGAGAGCGGCAGCAGCCAUGGCAGUCGCAGCACUGCUAGGCUCUCCUCUUCUGCUCACCUCGCUCCCGCCCUACCACACACAGCACCCGAAUGCUUCCUCUGCUGCUCCUGCUGCUGCCACCUCUUCUGGUGUGACUAAUUCCGCUGCAGCAUCGGUACCUAUCACUGCUGGUGCGGCCAGCACAUCAGCCGAUCAGAUCCUUGUGAUUGGCCCACUCCUCUUCUCCCCGAACGACGCCGUCCAAUCGUCUGUCAGGGACGCGCUCCAGUCAUUGGUCGAGGCGUACCGCCGCGACCGCCACGUCAGCGUCAAGCGCCAGGCUGGCUGGGCGCUGGCGCUCUGCGUGGAAGCUUCCCGGAAGCUGUCCGGCGAGGGUGAGGAGGAGGAGGAAGAUGAGGAGGAGGAGGAGGAUGGGGGGUGGAGAGGAGGUCUGGGAAGCGGAGGGAGUGGAGGUGAAGGGAGAGGAGUUUGGGGGGAAGAAGGAAGAGGGGGAGGAGGGAGUGGAGGGAGGAGGGGAGGAGGGGAGGAGAAACAGUGGCUGCUGGCUCAGUUCCCUCCCGACAGUGUGGUGCGGCUGCUGGCGUCGUGGCUGCUGGAAAGGAGUCUGCACGUGGGGGGUGGGGCAAGCACGGGAGCCGGCAGUCUGUGGGUGAGUGUGAGGGGGGCAUGUAGGAUGGGAUGCUUGCUGGCUCGGUUCCCUCCAGACAAUGUGGUGCGGCUGCUGGCGUCGUGGCUGCUGAAGAGGAGUCUGCACGUGGAGGGAGGGACGAGUUCUGGAGCCGAUAGUCUGCGGGUGAGUGUGGGGGACUGUAGAAUUGAAUGCCUGGUGGCUCCUGCAGUUUGCUUCCCUGCAUGACGUUGUGUGGUGCGACUGCGUCCAUCGUGGCUGCUGGCGUCGUGGGUGCUGGAGAGGAGACCGCACAUGGGGGCACGGAUGAGCGCGGGAGCAGGCAGUCUGUGGGUGAGUGUGAGGGGGCUGUAUGAAUGAGGGACUUAGGGUGGCUGUAUGAGGGCUGUAGGGUGGCUGUAUGAGGGCCGUAGGGUGGCUGUAGGGUGGAAUGCUUGGUGGCUCCUGCAGUUUGCUUUCCUGCAUCCAGGGUGGUGCAGCUGCUGCCAUCUUGUCUGCUGGCGUCGAGGCUGCUGGAGAGGAGUCUGCACGGGUCACCCCUAUCUGCUUUCAUCACCCCUAUCCGAGAGAACACCACUUGGUGGUGGUUUUAGCCAUACGUGGCAGCGGGCUGUAAAGCACUGUUGAUUUAGAAAAAAAUAAUAUUGCUCAGAAAGGAACUCUCGUGAAUUUGUGAGGCAAAAUUGAUGGUAACUAGUUUCGGCAGGUGGCGGCCUUCAGCAGACCCCUUCAUCAGACCCCUUCAGCAGACCCCUUCAGCAGACCCCUUCAGCAGACCCCUUCAUCAGACCCCUUUCAGCAGACCACUUCAGCAGACCCCUUCAGCAGACCCCUUCAGCAGACCUCUUCAUCAGACCCCUUCAGCAGACCCCUUCAUCAGACCCCUUCAGCUGACCACUUCAUCAGACCCCUUCAGCAGACCCCUUCAGCAGACCCCUUCAGCAGACCCCUUCAGCAGACCCCUUCAUCAGACCCCU
Molecule: messenger RNA, 2720 nt
Organism: Closterium sp. NIES-67
Lineage: Eukaryota; Viridiplantae; Streptophyta; Zygnematophyceae; Desmidiales; Closteriaceae
Source: the annotation of a GenBank genome assembly